Selaginella moellendorffii is the source of this 1567-nucleotide messenger RNA. Its product is annotated as carboxyl-terminal-processing peptidase 1, chloroplastic. NCBI's taxonomy places the organism in Eukaryota, Viridiplantae, Streptophyta, Lycopodiopsida, Selaginellales, Selaginellaceae. The record is from RefSeq and is a predicted model, not a curated record. The transcript is spliced from 12 exons. Gene Ontology annotation, molecular function: serine-type peptidase activity; protein binding; endopeptidase activity. The coding region runs from base 7 to 1446 and encodes 479 amino acids. Gene Ontology annotation, biological process: proteolysis.
GGAGAAAUGCCGCCCUUGGCUAUGGCGGCAUUUCCAUCGCCUCGCGGAUUCUGGAAGCCGAGCUCGUCGCAUCGGCAGGGGCAAUGGCGUGGCUUUUGCGGGAGAAUGGCGCUGGAUCUCGACGAGCAGGCGAGGAUUUCGCUCUCCCGCGCUUGCAAAUCCGCCGGCAUCGCCGUCGUCGCGCUCUUCUUCUCGGCCGGGGUAAGCCUGAGUGAAAAUCCCGCCCUAGCGGCGCCGGCAGUGGUGGAAUCAUCGUCAGUGAGGGAAGAUUGCGCGUCUUCUUCUCCACCGGGAGGGAUUCCCGACGCCUCGUCGAGCUUGGAGGUAACGGAUGAGUCUCUUGUGGAAUCGGCAUGGGAGCUCGUCAAUGAUUUCUAUCUUGAUGCUAGGCACCACAAGUGGUCACCGGAUUUGUGGCUGGCUCAGAAAGAAAAGGUGUUUCAGAGGCCAUUCCAGAAUCGAAAGGCUGCGUACUCGGCAAUCAGAGAAAUGCUUGCCACACUCGACGAUCCAUUUACUCGAUUUCUAACUCCCGAUGAGUUUUCCCAAACCUCAAAGUACGAUAUCACAGGCGUGGGCUUGAAUAUCGGAGAGGUACCGGAUGAAAAUGGACAAAUCCAGCUUAGAGUUCUCGGUAUUGUUCUUCAAAGCCCAGCCGAGCUGGCUGGAAUUCAGCAGGGUGACGAGAUACUUUCAGUGGAUGGAAAUAGUGUGGCUGGAAAAUCGGCCUUUGCGGUUUCAUCUGAGAUCCAAGGACGCAAACGGACUCCUGUUUCAGUCGAGGUUCGACGGUCUCAAUGUGGAGACGUCCAAAGUUACGUGCUCUAUCGCCAGCAAGACUUGCGAAGCCCUGUUUUCUACCGUUUAGAGCGUUCUGAUGUCGCUAAUGAGCGCCGCGGCUACGUUCGGCUCAAGGAGUUCAAUGCCUUGACAAAGCGGGACCUGGUCACCGCUUUGAUGAGAUUGCAAGCCUCAGGUGCUUCAUCGUUUGUUAUUGACUUGAGAGACAACUUGGGUGGCCUCGUCCAAGAAGGUAUUGAAGUGGCCAAGUUGUUUCUGGACGACGGGGAAACCGUUAUAUACACCACAAGGAGAAAUAAUGCGUCAUUACAAAGUAUUGUAGCUAAAGGCCAACCUUUCCUGCGAGCGCCCCUCGUCGUUUUAGUGAACAACCGGACAGCCAGUGCGAGUGAAAUUAUGGCCGCUGCUCUCCAUGACAACUGUAGAGCUGUUUUAGCUGGUAGCAGGACAUUUGGGAAAGGCCUGAUUCAGUCUGUGUUUGAGUUCAACGAUGGCUCUGGUGUAAUCUUGACUGUUGGGAAAUACAUGACACCUGCACACAGGGAUAUUGAUGGGAAUGGUUUGGAACCAGAUUUCUGGAGAAUGCCAGGCCACCUUGAAGUGGAGCAGAAGUUGAGAGCUUGUCUUUCAAAAAAGGCAUCAUGAAAUUCUUGCUAGCGCUAAAAACAAGAGGAAAAGAAAGAAGAAAAAGCAAAUGAAAUUUACUUUUUGUAUUUGAUCUGUUCAAUCGAUCGAUCAAAAAAAUAAAAAGUACAAACUCUUUUAA